Messenger RNA from Daldinia decipiens, 1397 nucleotides. RefSeq lists its product as uncharacterized. Lineage: Eukaryota; Fungi; Ascomycota; Sordariomycetes; Xylariales; Hypoxylaceae. The record is from RefSeq and is a predicted model, not a curated record. Bases 218 to 1000 code for a protein of 260 amino acids. The transcript has 2 exons.
AGAGAAUAUUCAUACAUGUAUUGACCUGUUACAUGAUACAUUCUAUAAUAACGAAUAACAUCGUCGCACUUCGGCGAAGGACGCAAAUAAAUCGUGCCGUAAUCAACCAACCAAUCAAUACCCAGUGACACCUGGGUUUGGACCACAUUCACAUUCUGCUACCGUUCUCAUUCUCAUUGGACCAAACUUCUCAGACAUCAAUCCCCGCAUUGAAAAGAUGGCUGCUUGUAAGGUUUGCGAGCAGGACCUGACGCUGGAGCUGGAUGGUGAUGAUGGCACUGAUGAGCCGCAGCUGGUGCCUGACGAUCUAGAACUCAUCUGCGGGUGCCAUUAUCAUUGGCAAUGCCUUCUCGACAAAGCUUCAGAGUUGGCUGCAUCGCUCAAUUGUCCUUCAUGUGAUACAGGGCUUGCCAUGAACACAGCAGGGCCUUCCUCUGGUAGCUCAUUUGUGCAAUCCGCGCCCGGCGCGGCUAUCCUGACAAGAUAUACCAACGAAGGUGGCAUUCAGGAGAAUUACGAUAUCCUUCCCGCAGUUACUGAGGAAGCUUAUCUAGAAGCAAACCCCGAGGCUCGUCCUGCCCGUGCCUUUCACAUCAUGUGCAGCGAGGGCGAUGUAGGCGGGAUAGUAGAGCUCCUCCGCGAUGCGGAGCAGGCGCUAGGAGACGAGCCUACAAUGAAUGCUGCAAGCAUUAUUCGCUAUAAAGACCCGUUAGCAGACUCGCAGACUGGCCUGCAUAUCGCGGUAGAAAAGGGGCAAGAGGAAGUCGUCUGGUUGCUUUUGUGGAUAGCAUCAACUCUUCCGACGGGAUCAUUCCCCGGCGAGGCCGUGCAAAUAGCGCAAGCAAUGGGGAUCCAGCGGCCGAGCACGUUGGCCUCGGAAGAUAUCCGAGCACUCGCAGAUAAUCAAGGCCGGACGGCCGAGACACUUGCAGCAGAGAUGAGUGGUUACUGGGCGAGUCUGGUAGACUCUGGCACUUUACACUCUGAGACCUCACUUUGAUCAUGUCGAAGAUAGCUCUGUUUAAUACGCAAUGACCUCGAUUGUUGCAUAUAUAUUAAGCCCUGCGUAUAUAUUCUGAAGUAUGUUGAAUUACCAGAAGUCUUGGACGAACUAGGGGUAAUGCCCAGGUGGUUACCUGCAUGUGCGUACGUAUGUAUAAUUCUACUAACCCGUACGCGAUGUACGUGAUAAAACGCAAACAGGUGUACUGAAGAAUCUGUAUAUAGUGAUCGGCAAGUUACUAGGUCACGUUGCAAGUUAUAGUAUUGAGAGUUGUUACAGUAAAUAACUCGAGGCCGGUUUCCUACGCCAGCUGCUGUAAGACCAACAGAUCCUGUAAUGUUACCACCCGCGAAUAGAUGAAUACCCACAUAUUCUUUACGUAUAAUAAAUUGAC